This is a messenger RNA of Somion occarium, 2430 nucleotides long. The record is from the annotation of a GenBank genome assembly. NCBI's taxonomy places the organism in Eukaryota, Fungi, Basidiomycota, Agaricomycetes, Polyporales, Cerrenaceae.
AUCGGUGUUGGCUUCAAGCUUGCUUCGUAUCCUUUUCACCGUUCGUCCACACCUACAAAGGUUUACAGGUUCCCUCUUAUUCGGCCUUAACUACGCUAUCAUUUCCAAUAUAUCCAGGACCUCUGCUUAUUUCUCGCGAGAACGCUUCUCGUUGAACGAUGGAGCUCUCGCAGCCUUCCGACGAGUCCAAGGUCUUGAUGAUCUACACAGGUGGAACGAUUGGAAUGCUUGUCGGAAAACAAGGCUAUGUUCCCGAACCAUAUUUUCUCACCGAGACGCUGCGUAGUCAGCAUCGCUUUCAUGAUCCUCUAGAGGAAUCCUUGUUCUCCCAUUCUGCCUCAGUUGAAGGAUUCCGUUCAUGGAGUAAUCAUAGCAGCAGGACCAGUCCCACUCAAUCACCGUCAAGCAGCCGCGCUACUUCUCCAGGCCCUUCUUCAAAUCCUAAGCCUGCCGUCCAUCAAGCAUCUUCUCUACCCGUUAGGUCAUCGCGUCCAAUUGGUCAUGCAAGCUCGUUAUCUGCAGCUCCCGAUCGCCAACCUCCCCCGGGCGGACACGUAUCGUGCUCAAAAAUAGCUGAAAACGUGUACGAGGCGCAUCUGCCUAGUCUCGUAACCCCACGUACCUCCGCCAAUGGAUCCAAUAACAAGCGGAUUCGUUAUGUGGUCCUUGAGGUACUUUUCAGAUUGUUUAUUGCUUUUGCAAUAGCUUAUCACCUUCAGUGGAAUCCACUAUUGGAUAGUAGCAAUAUGGAAAUUGAUGACUGGAUCCGCAUUGCUACCGAAAUAGAACUCAAUUACGCGACAUUUGACGCGUUCGUGGUAUUGCAUGGCACGGACACGAUGUCUUAUACAUCUUCCGCGCUCGGGUUUUUGCUCGAGGAUCUAGGAAAGACAGUGAUUGUUACGGGAGCUCAGAUUCCAUUAUCCCAACUACGGAACGAUGCUGUCGAUAAUUUGCUAGGAUCUUUGACAAUUGCCGGCCACUACAUUAUACCAGAGGUCUGCCUAUAUUUCAAUCAUACCCUGUACCGCGGUAAUCGUGUCUCAAAAUUCUCGUCCAAUGACUUCAAUGCGUUCAACAGUCCCAACUUUCCGCCAUUAGUCAAUGUCGGGAUCGAUAUCACCAUAAACUGGAACGAUGUUAUUCGACAAACCAGUCUCCGCCGAUUCAAGGCCCACAAAGAGAUGAGCCCGCAUGUAGCCACCCUUCGACUUUUCCCUGGCAUCACGGCCGCGACCGUUCGGGCGUUCCUUAUUCCACCCACAAGAGGUGUAGUAUUGGAAACUUUCGGAGCAGGCAAUGCACCACAACGCGCUGAUCUUAUGACGGCACUCAAAGAGGCUUGCGAUCGCGGUGUUGUAAUAGUUGCGAUUUCACAAUGUGCGAAGGGUUCAGUCUCGGCGGCUUACGAGACCGGUCGCAGCUUGCUUACGGCGGGAAUUGUCUCUGGAGGCGACAUGACGCCGGAAGGUGCUCUGACCAAACUUAGCUAUCUCCUUGGAAAGCCGGAAUUGUCAACUGCUGAAGUCCGGUCUCUCAUCGGCACGCCCCUGCGAGGCGAGCUAACGUUGCCGCCGAGCUACAUGCCAACCAGUCGCAGUUCACAGGCAGGAAUAGACGAUUCUCUAGGCAACAUCCAGGGUCUCCUUUCCCAGGCUGUCCGACUCAUGAUAACUCGUCCUCAUAUGCCUACGAUUGUCAUUUCCCCAGAACCUAAGUCAGACGCUACAGAUUCUACUGCGCCUUGGUCAUGGACUGCCACUGAAGCCUCCAUGACUGAGGUAGCGCUGUUUCCUUUCCUGAUGCACCUUGCCGCAGCAAAAGACGACGUAGAAGGCAUUAAGUUCUGUUUGCAAUCGGAAACCUCGCAAGGAUUAGAUCAUGAGGGCCUUGAGCUUCUUGUCAAUCGGAACACUGCCAUACGAGGCGGUCUUGUGAAUUGCGUGGAUCCUGCUUCUGGGAGAUCACCGUUGCAUGUGGCCGCUUUGAACGGAAGUGCGGCGUGCGUAAAGGUCUUACUUGAGGCAGGAGCUCUUGUCCACCUCAGAGACAACCUGGGCCAUACCGCCUUAUACUAUGCCGCUCGUCAGGGUCACGAACAUGUAGUUGAUCUCCUCGUCAAAGUAGGUGCGAACCUCGGCGGAUCGGAUAUUGAAGGUGGUUUCGUAUCGCUCAUAAUGAAAAGGGCCAUGCUCGCAAAUGACGAACGUGCAGUGAAGAUUUGGACAAUGACGGGAGAAAAAUGAAGCAUAGAGAUGUAUUGUAUUACAGACCAAGAUACCAUAAGAUUUCAUCAUAGAGAUAGAUAUACACGCAUCGCAGCAUACGACUUCAUGACUCUAGAUAGACCAAGACAGGAUACAUGUUAGAUCACAUCGCACCAGAGGGGCAACCGCAAAGAUCAGUCAUCACCUGCUAGUUCAUCCUCCU